AUGGGGGUGGAUUUCGAGGAGCACCAGGGUGAGAUUUUCAGCUCGGCCCCGGGGACAGCGACCUUCGGGGAGCUGGAGGCGGACGGCGCCGGUUCAGCCCAGGGCCGGUCCGGCGCCGGGCCCGCGGGCGGCGCGCUGCGGCUGGAAAACCCGGAGAGGUGGAUCGAGCGGCCCAGCCGAGCCCCCGCGGUCCGGCCCGAGCUGGGCAUGCUCAGUGGCGGCGUCUGCGGGGCGCGCGGCGGCGGCCGGGAUCCCCGGCGAGGAGGGGGGGCGGGGGCGGGCCGCCCGCGGUCUCAGCCCGGGGCCCAGGGCCACGCUCCCCCGGGGCCGCGGAAAGUUUCCCCCCCGGCGGCCCCCCCCACCGCCUGGCCCGCGCCCGGCCGGGCGGGUCUGGGCCCCUUGGCGAGGAGCCCGGCCCCGGAGCGCUCCCCCCGGCCGGGUGUGCGCGCGGGGCUGGGGGGGAGCGUGCCCGGCGGGCGGCGCCGACCGCUGCGUUCCUCCCGCAGCGCCCGGCGAGCGCGCGCGGGGCCGCGAGGGCGCCUGUCUGCGAAGUGCUGCUCCCUGGCGCCCAGAGGCGGCGGCUCCAGCUCCCACUCAUUCAUUCGCCGGCGAACAUGCGAGAUCAUGGCCGCCUUCGGGCUUCUCAGCUAUGAGCAGAGACCGCUGAAACGGCCCCGGCUCGGGCCGCCGGACGUCUACCCGCAGGACCCCAAGCAGAAGGAGGUGAGGGCGCCCGCGGCCUCCGCGGCCCCCGGGGCCGCGCUCCGCAGCGCUGACCGGGGCCAGGGCGGCGCGGCGGGGGAGGGUCGGGGGCUGGCGGCGGGCGCCGGGCUGGGGCGGGGGGACCCGGCCGCGGAGGCCGCGCGGCUGUCAGGUCCGCGCUCCCCUGGGGCGCGCGCUCCCCGGCGCAGGGGCGCUCCCCGGGUCGGGGCCUUGCGCGGCGCCGCUGCCGCUCCGGCCGCCUGCUUGGCCGCAACCCUGCAGCUCGCGCUCCCCCGCGUCUGCCCGCGUCCUGCUCCUUCUCCGCUCCGGGAAAUCGGCCUCAACGCGAAGCUACAGGGAAACCUGGCUUCACACAGAUACGUAGUUGCAAAGUUCCUGGGAGCUGCCAGGGUCUUGCAGGCAGAGGACCACUGGCUGGAUGAGCUCACCGCUGUGAAUGUGAAACAAGGGUUCACCAACCAGCCGGCCUUCACCGGAGACGAACACGGCUCAGCCAGGAACAUCGUCAUCAACCCGUCGAAGAUCGGAGCCUACUUCAGCAGCAUAUUAGCCGAGAAGCUGAAGCUGAACACCUUCCAGGACACCGGGAAGAAGAAGCCGCAAGUGAACGCGAAAGACAAUUACUGGCUGGUGACUGCUCGGUCGCAGAGUGCCAUCCACAGCUGGUUCUCCGACCUGGCGGGCAACAAACCGCUGGCUGUUUUGGCGAAAAAGGUCCCCAUCCUCAGUAAAAAAGAAGACGUCUUUGCGUACCUAGCCAGAUACUCCGUGCCAAUGGUCCGGGCGGUGUGGCUGAUCAAGAUGACGUGUGCCUACUACUCUGCCAUUUCCGAAGCUAAAAUUAAGAAACGCCAGGCUCCAGAUCCCAACGUGGCUGUAAUGUGUCUCCGUGGGAAAUGUCAGAUUGGCGAGCACGCAUCUCCCAGGGCAGUGUCUGGCGUGCAGAAGGUGCUCAGCAGUUUUAGGAUAAAUAAGUGCGACCUUGGCAGCAGCAUCGAGGGCGACGUGGUCACGGGCUGCGUGGCGCAGAAACUGCUCCGCCGUCACGAGCUGGAAGAGGGUCGAGGCCCCGUGUCUGUCAUCGUUCAAGCAGUUCAGGGUUCAAAACCGGAGUCGGCUGGGAAAGCCCAGUACGCCUGGUGGGUCGUGUCAGGGUCUGUCCUGGUUGUGACACUCUCAUCCUUGCACAAGACCUCGGGGAAAACUUGGCUGGCCGCCUGCUUCCUUCCCGGGUCCCGCGAGCAGGCAGUGGGCUUCCUGCAGCGCCGCGCGUAUCUGUCCCCCGUGACUCCCGACCUCAGGGAUGAGCAUCCCGAGGUGCAGACCCCUUUCUCCUCUCUCUGCGGGUCUCAGGAGAGCUGUGGGCCGUGGAGGCACUUGAUGCUGCUGCUCCGCACCACCCAGUGGACACAGAUAUCCACCCGGUAUCUCCGAGAGCAGCUGGCCAAGAUCUCCGACUUCUACCACCUGGCCUCCGGCGCCGGCCCGGUCCCUGUGCCCCCGGACGUGGAGCAAGCCCUGCGGCAGUGGGGGUACAACGCGAAGCUGGUGUUCCACAUGCUGCAGGAAGGAAUGCUAGAAAAGCACGAAUAUUUGACCUGGAUCCUGGACGUUCUGGAGAAGAUCAGACCGAUGGACGACGACCUCCUUAAGCUCUUGUUACCCCUGAUGCUGCAGUACUCGGACGAGUUUGUUCAGUCGGCCUACCUGUCUCGUCGCCUUGCCUACUUCUGUGCCCGGCGUCUUGCCUUGCUGCUGAGCGACAGCCCCGCCCUCCUCGCUGCCCACUCGCCCCACUUGAUGAUAGGACCAAACACCUCGAGCCUUGGGGCCCCCAGCCCUGCCCCCCCUGGCCCCGGCGUGAGCCCCGUGCAGCUGGCCUUCUCCGACUUCCUGUCCUGUGCACAGCACGGUCCCCUGGUGUAUGGACUUAGUUGUAUGUUGCAGACGGUCACUCUGUGCUGUCCAAGUGCCUUGGUGUGGAAUUACUCCUCCAGCGACAGCAGGAGCGCCAGCCCGGGCUCGCCGCUGGACCUGCUGCCGGUGGCGCCCUCCAGCCUGCCCAUGCCCGGCGGGAACACGCCGUUCAACCAACAGGUUCGGGCCAGGAUUUAUGAGGCGGAACAACAGAUAAAGCAGAGAGGCCGUGCGGUGGAAGUCCGGUGGUCCUUUGACAAGUGCCAGGAGUCCACGGCAGGGGUGACCAUCAGUCGGGUUUUGCACACCUUGGAGGUGUUGGAUCGGCACUGUUUUGACCGGACUGAUUCCAGCAAUUCCAUGGAGACGCUUUACCAUAAGAUCUUCUGGGCACACCAAAAUAAAGAUAACCACGAGGUCGCCCCCAACGACGAGGCGGUGGUGACGCUGCUGUGUGAGUGGGCGGUGAGCUGCAGGCGGUCGGGCAAGCACAGGGCCAUGGCGGUGGCCAGGCUGCUGGCGAAGAGGCAGGCGGAGCUCGAGGUGGAGCGGUGUGGCGAGUCGGAGGCCCUGGAUGAGAAGGAGUCCAUUUCCUCGGCCUCUCUUGCGGGAUCGAGUUUGCCUGUGUUCCAGAACGUUCUGCUAAGGUUUCUAGACACACAGGCCCCCUCACUGUCGGAUCCCAGCAGCGAGUGCGAGAAGGUGGAGUUCGUGAACCUGGUGCUGCUGUUCUGCGAGUUCAUCCGGCUCGACGUCUUCUCCCACGACGCGUACAUGUGCACCCUCAUCUCGCGGGGGGACCUGGCGGUCGCCGCCUCCACGCGGCCUCGGUCGCCCUCGGGAGAGCACGCCGAUGAGUACUACCCCAAGGACCACGACCUGAAGAUGGAGAUGUUCUCGCCCAUGCCCGGGGAGUCCUGUGACACCGCCACCCCUUCCCUGGGCAGGAGGAUGUCGGUGACCGGCGAGAAGUUAUCGAAGAGAGAAAAACCGAGAGAGUUGAUUUUCCCGUCGAACUAUGACCUCCUGAGACACCGGCAGUACGCGACCCAUUUUCCCAUACCUCUGAGCAAAAAACAACCAAAAUUAUAUUGAGCCAAAGCAGCCAGACACAAAAUGGGUAUAUAGAGGGUGAUUCCACCUAAACGCAGACCUGCAGGUUAAACUGAGCUCCGGCGAAGGGAAUCAGGAAUGCGGACACCUGUGACCACAGAGGAAC
Molecule: messenger RNA, 3859 nt
Organism: Molossus molossus (Pallas's mastiff bat)
Lineage: Eukaryota; Metazoa; Chordata; Mammalia; Chiroptera; Molossidae
Product: mediator of RNA polymerase II transcription subunit 12-like protein
Exons: 24
Coding region: 1-3735 (1244 amino acids)
Biological process (GO): regulation of transcription by RNA polymerase II
Cellular component (GO): mediator complex
Molecular function (GO): transcription coactivator activity
Source: RefSeq, a predicted model, not a curated record